CAAGCGUAAACUAUGGCUGAGAAGGCAGAGGAUAGCAACGGCAUGCUCAUGGACGAGGUGGACCUGAAAGUAAGGUACCAGCAUGAAAGAUCUUGGCUUUCUGGAGGAAAGCUGGUGAUUUUUGGGCUCAUUGCAUUGGGAGUUUGUCUCAUCAUAAUCGGAGUCAUUCUACUCGCGCUGGCUCAUUUUGUGAACCGGGAAUGCAGUGGAAAGGGACCUGAGGUGCCUACAACAGGGCAACCCACUCAGCAAAUACCUAAGCGAUGCGAAUUUUCAGUGGAAGCCCAGAGAGUUGGCCUCGAUGAAUUUUUGAAGAAAGUGAGAUCAACAUACUUUCAGUUGCAUCCGUUUAGUAUUCCGUUCCAUCCAGACAUGACUACAGAUUUGUUAGCAGGUUCCGAGAGGAUCAAAAGAGACUAUGAGGCGUACGAUCCGACUCCAUCUGUGAUCAAAAAUCGCACCGAUGUGUCUUGGGCUUUGCUUGAAGAAAUUACGCGCAAAACCGAGCAUGUCAAAAUGAACGCCUUGUUGCCAAGAGAAAGGAAAUCCUUGGCGCAAGUGAAGCACUACCUUCAACACACGUUCGGUCAACCAUAUGAUGUAAACUAUUACGCCGGGGAUUGGAUGAUGGGACCGAAUUUAUUCUGCUGGCAACCUAUUUGCUAUCACGGGUACGACUUUUACAACGCCAUAAUUCACCAUAGACCCACCAACGAGGCAGACGUGAAACUUAUCAGAUCUAAGCUAGCGACGCACCAGAGAGGAAUUUUGCAGUACAUCGACAACAUGAAAAUGGGAGUUCGGAAAGGCAUGAUUCGAAGCAGGGAGGAAUGCGUCGCCGGCACAGAUUCACUGAAAAGGAAAUAUUUGAAUGUUUCCCUCUACAACGAGACAGGUAAGGAAUUUAUUGACAUGUAAGAUUGCAAUUUUACAAACACUUAAUUUGCGCAUCAGUAUCAAAUUUCAUGUUGGCGUGUGAAAAUGUUGUUUCAUUAACUUCACGAAACGACUCACGUAUUUCACGAUAUUGCCAAAAUCGUCAAUAUAAGUAAUAAGUAUUGCAUUGUUUCGCGUUAAGUUGAAAUCGUAAUACUCUCUCAGCCACUAAUACAAACUUUCCAUUCAUAGCUGUGUUCGCUUUAUUGAUCAUCAAAAGAACAAAUUUGCAUUUGCACACAAAGAAAUUAUGCAGAGUAUUGUAAACAAAUGGUAUAACUCAGCUAUAAUUAAAUGGUCGAUUACACAAUUCGUUUGAGCUGAGAGGUUGCGACAAAGCUUGAAUUAUCGAUGUUCCAAAGGUGGCUUGCUCAACACUUUGUCCAUCUUGUUGCAUGACUCGCAAUUUUAAGAAAUGUAUACUCUUGUUGCUGGGUCACGAUGGCACGUCUACCUUAAGAGGCAAAAGGCAACACUUGAUUUUCACUCAAAUGACUUGUCCUGAAAAUUAGAAGUUACCAAAUGAACGUUUAUUCAAGUUUUUCCUUGUUAGAUGAAUAUAGAUUGAUCGCAAUGAUCAGGAAAUUAAAAGUUAUAGACCACACGUCGAUUUGUCACGCGAGUAUGGAAUGGAUCGCAAAUCAAAGGUCAAAAUUUUGCCAUUUGAUUUUGAUAGUCGCUUUCGUGUAAUUAACUAUCUUGACAAGCUUGAUUGCUUGAUCCAUAACAUCUGUUCUCCCAAGAUUGUUUGAGUUUGGCUUCAGGUCAGAUAUGGCAUGUAGAGUUAAGCUGUUCGGUAUGCGUGGAGGUUGAUUAAGCAUCGCUUGCUAUGAUAAUCCUUGCCUUAGAACAACCUCGGAUCAUCCGUACGCUUGAAUGCCCCCUGAAAGCUCACAAACCAUUAACGACAUUUAGAUUGUUAUGUGGAAAUUAAAUGGAGGUGAUGAAUGAUAAGACCAAGUCUUAGUACUUCAGGCUAAACGAACUAUUGCCUUACAACAUUUCCUCUUUGUAACCUAAUAAUUGUUUUUAUUGAAAGAAUUCGUCUAUGAAACACCCACAGCGUAAAAGAAAAUUACAAAGGUGCAGUAUGUAGGUCAGAAAAUGAAAGCAAUCCUAAAACAAAGCCUUAGUCCCCAAGGUAGUCAGUUAUUUUACCAGCGUUUGCUUUUAAGAAAGGACUGUAUGCAUAAUGAAAGACAUGUUUGGGGUUAUACAGAAAUCUUGCCCAGAAUUCUUCAACCAUUGACAAGUCUAAAAUUUGUCAAUAUAUGCCCCCUGUCAUUGCAUCUGGCAGUAAUUAUAUGAGUAGCUCUCAUUACAACUGGCAAAUUUCCUUAUCAUUUGUAAUUUAGCUAUUAACUAGCCGAUUUUUACUUUUGAUUAAGGAUGAGCAAAUCUUGAUGUUGAAAAAAAAAGUCAGACAAAUAUUCCAUAUUUGUGUCUAUAUUUCCCACACCUAUUAAAGACCUGUGAGGGAUCAUCAGAGUAUAACAUUUGGAUUUUGUCCUUCAUUAGCAUUUUGUAAAUGAGAGGAUUGAAGUAGAAAUGAGGCCUUAGCCCUCUAACUCCCAGAAGUGAUUAACAUGUAACUUCUCCUUUUAAAAUUUAUACAUUAUCCAACAAACAGGUAAUGAGAAUACUCAAACUUAUCAGGUAGAUGUUAUUUUGAUCUAACACCAAAUUCUCCUAACUUAUUUACAAAGAAAUGUGAAGCCCCUAGAGAGGAGAAUUAACAGUGAGAUCUUGGGAGUUGAAGGGUAAAACAAUAAUUCCAACUAAAAUUUGUAAAUUCAAUAUCUCUUUUGUUUGUUCAGUAUGGUAUUUAGAGUGCUGAGGAUGAGGAAAAGUUUAUUGUGAACUUAAAUCUCUGCAAGGCCCACCUAUACUCACAGAAAUGCUUGCCUUCUUAGGUAUUUGGAAAGAGUGGUUUGUUGAACCUGCCAUUCAUCCUGAGUUCUACAGCUUAAUACCUGUGAAAGUGGACCAGGCGUGGAAGAAAGAGCAUGGCAAGAAUAUUAAUGAAACAAUUAAAGACUAUCUAUUGACUUAUCUUGGAAAACCCCUGCAUCAGCUUAUCUGGUACUUUUAUUGUAUGAUCUUUAUGGAGUAGGCUUUGUGGGUUUGGUAAGGGGACCUCUGAUUGAUAUAAGGGAACUCAGGUACAUAAAAUUGUAAAUGGAUAUCCAAAAGGCCUAUCUACAGGGGCAGCUUUUUGUACACUGCUUCUGUUCCAAGUAUGAAUUUUGGAGUGAUGAUUUUUGUAGAGAGAGUUUUUAUUGGCAAAUCUUAGAGUAAGGGUGAGAAACAGUAACAUGAAAACUUGGCCCACAUUUCACACCAGGUUUUGGAUUUAAGCAAGGGCCACAUAAGUAGGUAGGAAAGCACACAGAUUCCAAUAGUGUGGGCUUCUUGACUCUAAACAAUUUAUCAAAUUGGCAUGAUUGAAUCUGCUGUGACAGGCAAAUAUUCAAGAUCAUCUUUUGGUUUUCAAAAUAUCUCUUAUCUUAUCUCUCAGGUAUUUAGAAAAUGAAUACAUUCACUAUUGUGUACCAAGUAAUGUUUCGAGUGGAUUAGGAAGACUGCCGCUGAGUCAUGUUUGGUAUGAUGGUGUAGAAGACAAGAACAGGCCAACAGAUCCAACUUUGCCAACCGGUGAAAGUCUGAAUGGUCCCAAGGCAUAUAGCCUAAUCAUGCCAUACUUCACCACUAAUAAUAUGAAUGCUUCUGAUGUUCAUGACCUGGGAAAAAAGCAAUUAGAUAAACUGUAUCCAUUGGUGAGUACAACCCUUUUGAUUUUCAAAUUGAAUCUUCAUGUGUUAUUUUUGUGCUUUUAUGACAGUCAUGGAAAUGUAAGAAUUGUUAGAAAAAUUGAGAGAGGAAAGAGGACAUGCAGAGCAAUCUGCAACCAUCAAUUUUGGGUCACUUGUGAUGUUUUGUCAAAUUUAAUUCAUUUAGCGUGGCUUUUUUUGUCUGUACUAUUUCAUACAAACUUUUAAGCUUGAAUGUGAUCUUUGUCAUUGUAGUGUGCUUUUACUAAGUGCAUCUGUCUCAGAAAAAGCACAAACCUUCAAAACAAAAGGAGUCAAGAUCUGUCUGAGACAGGUAUUUGAUGAUAUCCUGAAACUAUUCAUUUUCCAUGCCUUGAAUGCAAAUGUUUUUUGUUAUUUUCCAGGUGGUAGAAAUAGCCAAAGAAAUGACAGGUACAAAUGAUAGUGAUUUGGCUGUGAAACUCUUCAGAGAGAGGCUUAACUCCACUGAAAGCUUUUUUAAUGAUGCACCAAUUCCAGCAAAUGAGUCAAACAAAGAGGCGCAUAAAAGAUGCAGCAAUCUUACUGGUGCAGAAAAGUAUUGCCCUAAACGGUGGGCUGCGAUGCAGUUAUGGUUCAAGGAAGCCAGACGGGUUGGUAAAUUUUGAAAAUGUUUAUGUGAAGAGGGGACUUGAAUGACUCAACCUUUGAGUGCAUCAUUGUACCUGUGAUCUGUAGACACCAAUCACUCAUAAGAUGUCAUUUUUGGGGAGGGUUGAAGAGUUGAACAUGAGUUGGAAACAAAGAUGAUGGCCAUCUUGGACUAUGCCUAAAAGGUUUGAUGGUUCAAUGUGUAGCACCCAAUGGGAUGGGAGGUUCCCAUUCAUCCACCCACUUACCAACCUCCUUCCCUGUGCUGCAGUGGAGCUACAAGUAUUAAUGUCUUACAUGACUGUCUAAGGGUCAACAUUGUGAACAAAGGUUCCUCUGUGGAAAAGACAAAAAAUCAAUUAUUUAACUUCCUGUGUUAGGUAAUGAGCAUGCUGGAUCCAAAAACUGUGGAUAUGUUCUACUUUACUGGUCCUAAACAUACCACACCCAACUGCCCUGUGGACCUCCUACCCGACCUCAACCCAUCUAGUGGAGCCCAAAGUUAUGAAAAUAGUGACCCGCAGUGUUCAAGGAAUGCCAUCUACAAUAUUCCAUUUUUCUUGGAAAAUCUGGGCCCAAGGUUCUCUGAAUGGAGUGUGAAUGCUCAUGAGGCAAGGCCUGGACAUCAUACACAGGUCAGGAAUGCAGAUAAUUUUUUCCAGUAACAAGGCAGGAUAUCAAUUAAGUGAAAGAAUUUUGAAUUAGAAGUUCUGUUUGGUUCUGAAAAAUAAGAUCAGGCCAUUGAGUUUUUUCAGGAUUUUGUGGGAGCUUAUUUCAAGAAGAUUGUGUGGUCAGAAGGAUAGCUUUUGCCUAAAAUUAUGGAUUAAAACCCCUUCCAGCCCCUUUUCCUUCCAAGCACUGAUUACUCCACCUUUUUAUUAAAAAAAAGCAAACUCGUUCCAAUUUUACUGUUCUUAAAGUGACUUGUAAUUAUACAGGAUGUCAUGAUUCACCGACAGCCACUUUACUUGUACAUUUGCAUGUAAAAAAGUUUUAUUACUUAAUUUUGGUACUCUUCCUACCCCUGUGAGAUGUCAAUCCGUGAAUCUGAGGCACCUACUUUAGGAAGAUGGUAAUGUGAAACUUUUUUCUCCAUUUUUGUUGAUUUUUUUUUCAUUAUCUUUUAGGUUCAGGGAACUAUUGAGCAUUUUCAAGAUGGCUGUAGUGAUGCCCUCACUUGGCUAGACACAGAGACAUAUUACACAGCCUUUACAGAGGGCUGGGCACUGUAUGCUGAGAAUCCGCUUAUAGCUGAGGACACAGACACAUAUGAUAAUGAGCCUAUGCAGAAGUUUGGCAUGUUAAAGUGGCAGGUAUGCUUGUGCUGCUGAUGGACGUGUUAAGUCUUGUUUCACUUGUCUUUACCUCAUACGAAAGAAAGCAAUAGGGACGUGAAAUGGAUGAGAAAAAAAAUUGAGGUGUCUCUCCCUUCACCGACCUGGACUGCUCAGCAUCACUGUUUUUAUUAUGACAUUCUUUUUCAGGCUCUUAAACCUUGCAAGAGAAUCUCAGACUCACUUCAUAUCACUCAAUCAACAUAGACUACAGCCUGUAUGUAUGGUAUGGAGCAGUUUUCUUUUAAGUGCUCCGUCCUGGGAUAUGAUUGGUAUUAAAAACUCACGUCACCCUCCUAGCCAAUCAAAUACAAACCAAAUCAUCGUUUUCUGUCUACCUUUUUUUCUUGCACUUUGUUUUUCACAUGUUGUCUUCAACCAGAUUUGGCGGGCCUUGCGAUUAAUCGUGGACACCGGACUCCACUAUUACCCUAACUUUACCAGAGAAGACGCACUUUGGUAUUUCGACAAAUUUGCUUGGGAUAACACGGACUUGGCGCAAAAGGAGGUGAGUUUUUUUCAUCACGCUAAGCAAGAAGUAAGCUCGAUUUUUCUCGAAUCUGGUCUUCAAUCCUCCUGAGGUACUGUUGAUAAUUUUCACCAAUAUUUGUCUAUUUAUUCGAGUCCUCCGAAGGACGUUUUGUUGCUAAGCAAGUGUCUCUAUAGGUUCUAUAACCAUUACGAUUCAUUGGUUUGGCAAAUAGCCUACGGACCCGGACCCUCUCCCUCCCUUCAAGGUGAAACGGAAGUUGCCCCGCUUCGGUUUCACCUUUUAGGGGGUGGUUACGGCUACACGUAAGCUAUUUAGCAAAGGGAGGGAGGCUACUGAAGAACGCUACAGUCUUAACUCUUCAUUGCUUGCGCACAUGUUUAAAAAAUCACGUGCGUGGUCUUUAGAAGAAGGGUUCGGAGCGGGUAUGAAAACAUGGAAUUAAAGUACUGAGUCGUGGUUAUCGCAUUUCACGAAUAGCCACUUCCAGGAAAUGUUAUCGCUUCUUCAAAGCCACUUAAAAGCAAAAUAGUCAUUUGAUUAUGGUAACUUUAUAAAAACAGCUGCAUAGGGUAAAAAAGGAAACACUUUUUAACAGAGGCUGGGGAAUAUUCAUUUUCUUUAAGAAUAAUUGCUUUUCUUUCUUUGUUUUUUCCCGCAGGUGACUCGGUACCAGAGCGACCCCGGACAAGCCACGGCUUACAUGAUCGGUCAGAUUGAUAUUAAAAGUUCCAGAGACUUUGCUAAAGAAAAGUUGCAGGGAAAUUUCUCUUUACGCGAUUUUCAUUACCAGGUGAAGAUUGAUUUGAGAGUCUUACAUGUAUGUAGUUACUUUUUUCUCAAUGCGUGAGCGGGCAGUAUUCCACAAAUCCUACCGCUUCGGGCGGUAUCCAAGACCUUGCGCACAGUUUUUCCCUAUACGGACUUUCCGGCUCGUGAAUGACAUAUACAUAUAUCUUUUACUGAAAGAUGUCAUUCAUUCGUAAACUUCGCUUUUUAACUAUGUUAAUAUGUUAAAAUGUACAGGAAAUGUUGUUUUCUCUCUUUGAAAAUUGGUCCUCAGAGGUAUAGUUACUCCUUUUCUCAGUGAUAGUACAUGAUUCCAAAAACAGGUGAUCGGAAUCGAACAAUUCAUCAUCUGGAAGUUCUUAUCUUAAUGUUAUACCAGUUUCUUUUGACUCACUUACCCCGAGAUGUAUAACUACCAGUUAAAUCCUCAUACGGAGAAGAAAUGGAAAAUGUGUCAUUAAUUAUUUUCUCACCCACAAACGUUAAACAUAUAACUCCUGUGAGCAACCAAGACUGAAUUUCUCCUUAAAACAUCGAUAGAAUAUCAAGCUGAUAAGUGAUGAGAAUAAACAAAAAUAUCAAUUAGGGUAUUAUUAGUUGAUCCAAUAUCAAAAUUUUCCAAAUCACACCCUGAGAAUUGUAUGGCAUCCUCACUUUUCCUAUUUUUUAGGUUCUAGCACAAGGGUCCUCACCACUCGCUUACCUUAAGGACCACAUCGAGAGGUACGUUGAUUGUGUGCAAGACAAUGCAAAGGAAGGGUGUGCCGUCAUCCUUAAUGCGCCAAAGAAGGCUACUGUUGCAAAGCGACGAGUAAAGGGUAGCCGCUGGCCAGUCAUACCACGACCGCAUCAACACUACUUAUAAACAAUUUAAUAUUCACAACAAAGAUGCUUUAAUAUCAGCGAAUUAUGAAAUUUUUCAUUUACAUAAGUUUACAUCACCUCCGGAUUUUAUGUUUUGUGUAUUUAUAGAAGUAGAUUGAAAUCAUGACGUCCUGAUAUUUAAAGCAUACGUUUUCUGACAAAAUCACGGUCUUUUACUCUGAUUUUAUAGAGAUGUUGCAAUUUCAUAACAUAUUGGUUCCUUGUGUAAGAUUCGACGUUUAUCCUUAGUUGUCUCUGCAGCCGCUUACAGAAUGUUUAUAGGGAUACUUGACAUUUCUGAGGUGUCUGAGCCUUUUAAGAAAGUGUUUGAGAUCCUACAACCGAAAUAUUGACUUUCCAAAUGUGCCCGCAUUUGGAGAACACUAGAUCCGCGGUAAGGCACAUUAGUAUUAAUUAAUUUGUUGUAAAAAUACAUUUUGCCCUUGACCAUACAACAGCGAGUCGUAUGCAAUAAUGCAUUUUAUAAAUCGUUUUAUGGAAAAAAAUUAAUCUUACAAUAUAAUAAGAUUCCUUUAAUCAGAUUUGAAAACCGAAUCCCUCACAUUAUUACAUGCUUCUCCGUGGGUAAAUAUAUGGGCUCAUAUAAGUCUGACGCGAAAAUGUGCUCAUAAUUUUGCAAGUCGUUCCAGAGAGUACUUAAAAGGCAAAAACAAAGAGUUAGGUUCCCAUCCCCACUUUGCAUCAUUUUUUGUACAAAGACUGACAUUGUGUUGGAAAUAAAGUCGGAAAAGUUGAGGAACAUCGCUAGUUGCCCCCAAGGACUGGUUGGGUUAUAUUUUAUAGGUGACGUGACGCGUGUUCAAGCACACACGAACACAAUUAUUUUGUGGAUUUUUAAUCCCUAAAAGGUGCAUCUCAUUUUUCCACUCCAUGUUCAUCAUUGUAGAUUGAAGUUGGUGUACAAUUUGUUUUUACAUCC
This is a messenger RNA of Pocillopora meandrina, 8754 nucleotides long. Lineage: Eukaryota; Metazoa; Cnidaria; Anthozoa; Scleractinia; Pocilloporidae. The record is from the annotation of a GenBank genome assembly.